CCGCGCAGGGAGGAGGGCGGCAGACGCGGAGGAACGUGAACGCGCGGCGCGUCUGUGUCCCGCUGUUUGUCUGAACGUAAGCUCGCUCUCUCUCGGACAGAACCGACACACACGCAGCGGAGAACCGCGAAGAGGGGGAAACAUUAUGGCGACGUUGGGACCGGAGUCGGCUCGUACUCCUCUUUCCCAGCUCGGUUCUUCUCCGUCGAUCCAGACUCACAUCGGCAGCGCCAACCUGCCUCCCAACCGGGGCUUGGAGCGGGCGCUGGAGGAGGCGGCGGCCAGCGGCGCACUCAACCUCAGCUCCCGAAAACUGAAGGAGUUUCCCCGGACAGCCGCCAACCAUGACCUGACGGACACGGUAGAGGCAGACUUGUCAAAGAACCGGCUGACUGAUGUCCCCACAGAGGUCUGCCAUCUGGUUGCCUUGGAGACACUAAACCUGUAUCACAACUGCAUCAGGACCAUCCCAGACAGCAUCAUCAGCCUGCAGUCACUCACCUCCUUAAAUCUCAGUCGUAACCAGCUGGGCUCGCUGCCGGCCUGUUUGUGUGGUUUACCUCUGAGAGUCCUCAACGCCAGCAACAACAAGCUGGUCAGCCUGCCAGAGACCAUCGGACAGCUGCACAGCCUCAUGGAGCUGGACAUCAGCUGCAAUGAGAUCACAGCUCUUCCUCGUCACAUCGGCAGACUCAAAGCUUUGCGAGAGCUAAAUGUACGCCGAAACCUUCUCUGUGUCCUGCCAGAAGACCUGGCUGAUCUUCCUCUGGUGAAGUUUGACUUCUCCUGUAACAAGGUGUCGACCAUCCCGGUGUGUUACAGGAAGAUGAAACAGCUCCAGUCCCUCCAGUUAGCAAACAACCCACUGCAGAGCCCACCUGCACAGAUCUGUAUAAAGGGUAAAGUUCACAUAUUCAAGUACCUGAGCAUCGAGGCGUGUCGCAGUGAGAAGAUGCCUGACUCUCUCUACCUGCCUGUCAUGGAGCGACUCAGCCUAUCACGGCCCACCACUGGCAGUGUGGAGGACAUGGAGCAGCAGAAGAAGCAGGACAGCGACUCAGGAGUCGGCAGCGACAACGGAGACAAAAGACUGUCUGCUACUGAGCCGUCAGAUGAAGACAGUCUGAGUCUCAACGUACCCAUGAGCCACAUCACAGAGGAGGACGGAAUCAGUAAAGACGAUUCCAGUGAACACAUCAGCUCCCUGACAGCAGACCCAAACUCCGACUCAGUCCGUCUGAUUGAGGAGAGCCCCACAGAGGCCCUGAAGGACCAGUUCAGCUACAGAGACUCUGCUCUCAGCACUCGCUUCAUCAACUACAUCAAGGGGCGGACAGCAGCAGACUUUGACGAGCCCCUCAGGAUAGAAGAAGACUCACACUGGCCAACAGAACAAAGGUCAAAGGUUACAGGGGGCACAGAGCUCCAUAUCGACAUGAUCAACCAGCUGAAGGAAGCUGUGGAGCUGCUGCAGGACCCCAGCAGAGUGAACGCGGAGCAGGACGAUCUGUCUGGAGUGCAGCUCUACCCAGUGGAGAUGGUCACAGUGGACGAGUCACUCAACGGGCAGGACAGUGAUGACGGCGCCACAACACCAAAGCAGCACUUGGAGGGAGGUGGCUAUGAGUUCCAGAAGAAGAGACAGAUGAUUCUAGAGAAGGCCAGAUUUGAGGCCCAGCUUGCAUGCCAGGAGUAUGAAUGGCAUAUGUCAAUCAAGCGACAUGACAGAUCUCCAGCCAGUGGACUUCCAUCCUUCUCCAGCCCGCCAUUUGGACUGAAGCCCCGUUCAGCCCCACCCUCGCUGCCUUGCUCGCCCCCUCCUUCCUGUCUCGCCCCCUCCCUCCUCUCACAGGCCUCACCCCUCCAUAGAGAUACACAUCGUAGCCAUGACGACGGAGGCAUGCACGGCCGCGUGUUCCUGCGGAGCCACAAGAGUCUGGAGUCUGUGGAUCCUCAGUUCACCAUGAGAAGAAAAAUGGAGCAGCUGCGAGAGGAACUGGAGCUCAUGGAGCAGCUGAGAGACAGCAUCGAGAGCAGACUGAAGGUGGUUCUUCCUGAAGACCUCGGCUCGUCUCUGAUGGACGGCGUGGUGCUCUGCCAUUUGGCCAACCACAUUCGCCCGCGCUCCGUCGCCAGCAUCCACGUUCCCUCACCUGCAGUGCCCAAACUCAGCAUGGCUAAGUGUCGGAGAAAUGUGGAGAACUUCCUGGACGCCUGCAGGAAGAUAGGUGUACCAGAGGACACUGAUGACGACACUAAACUGUAAACCAGAUCUGGGAGGAAGGAUGAUGGUUCCAUGUUUUUAACAGCAGCAGUUUUUCUGGUGUGAUCCCCCCUGAAAUCAAGAUUCCUAAUCAGAGCAACAUCGAAUGAUCCUUUGAUACUACUAACUGCCCGGGAAGUUGUUGAGAACAAUGUAACAUCCGUCCGUCACUAUCUCUAAAGUGAAGCUUGAGAACCACUCAGCCUUUUCCCAGGACUGGUUCAUUUUCUUACUUGCCUCCUUUUUGUUCUCAUUGCUUUUAAACGGGGGGGGGUUUAAUGUCGACAUUUAACGCUGAUUCAUCACCGCUGUCAUCGCUGCCUGUGGCUCCCAGCUUCCUCCAUCAUGACAGGAGUCGAUCAGAUCAGCAGCUUCAGUCCGAGCUGACUGAGUUGCUCCGGGGUUAGUGUGUGUGUGUGUGUGUGUGUGUGUGUGUGUGUGUGUGUGUGUGUGUGUGUGUGUGUGUGUGUGUGUGUGUGUGUGUGUGUGAGAGAGAGAAUGCAUAUAUAAAAGUUUAGAUUUUAACCCUGUACUGUGUCAAAUGUGUCCAAAUCUUGUGCAUAAUACUUUAAAGUAUUGUAAAUAUCUUAGUGUGCAGCCUGGACGUGUAAAAGGAGAACAUGGUGUCUCAGUCCAGGACUAGCAUCUGUCCAGUGUUCAGGUGCUCUGACAGGUGGAUUCUGGGAAAUUCAGCAGCAGGAGAAAGAAAGCUAAAAUCAACAUAAUGUAAUAAAGUGUGCUGCACACUAAAUACAGCAUCAUCCUGGUGAAACAGGAUGAGAGGAGGCAACACAGCCAAUAGGAUACUAGUUAAAGAGAGAAAGGCACUUUCAUUGGUAAAGAGGGGACUGUAGGGCCUUAAUUGUUAAUAUUUAUCACAUAAUUUGAAAAUUCUCCUUGACCUCAGAUCUUUAUGGCAGUCUGGUUGUUGAUGCACUCAUAUUAUUGUAUACACUGGUCCUGAGUGAACAGCUGUAUUAUAUCUUAUAUAUUUACAGUUGCAAUGACAAAUCUUUAUUAAACCAGGAAAGUGGAUGACGGAAAUUUAAUAUAAAAAGGUGAAUGUUAUGAAAUUGAAAUAGAAAAAUUUGGGGACUCUCAUCAUUCUGGAUUGUUUGGUACCUUCCACUUUAAAUGUGAUCAUUUUAUUAUAUUUGUUUAUGUUAUUUUAUAUUUUUGUUUUUGUUUUAACACUUUAAUGGUCCCAACCAGUAAAAAGUACUAGAUAAAUGAUUUAUUUGUUAGUACCUUUGGGCAGUAACAUAAGCAAUAUACCAUACAGGAAUAUGUCCAUUUACAGUAAAAGUGCCCUUUCAACAAUCUGCAUAGAUUUGACUCCAUUAAAGUGAAAUAAAAAUGACAUCUCUUUUUACAAAUAGGAUCAAUAUCUAAACCCCAAUAAAUAAAACACUUUUACAUAGAUCAUAAACAUGGACAUUUUUUUUAUAAAGAUUAUUUUUUGGCAUUUGGCCUUUAUUUAACAGUCAGUGGAGGGAGACAGGAAACAGAGAGAGAGAGAGAGAGAGAGAGAGAGAGGUUGCCACAUAGGUUCCGCGCCUGGAGUCGAACCAUGAGUCCUGUGAUUAUAUGGUAUGCACCUCAACUGUUUGGUCUGACUUGUAUUCAAAGACCAGAAUGAAGUAUUUUCUAUUGACUUUAAAUUGGACACAGCCGUUUAACAGAGGUUGCAGUGCCCCCAGUGUCUACAACUAUUAUUGCUUAACUCUCAAUGGUAUCACCGUGGGUCUACCUAAUUAAUUCAAAUUGAUGUAAUAAUUUCAUCAACUAUACAAAGUAUUAACAUUGGAGUUAUCAUACUGACAACAGUUUAUCAAAAACUUUGUAUUUCAAUAUUCUGUACACACUUCAACUAAGUGUUGAAAUGGCUCAAAGUAGUUGAAGUAAGUCAUUUUUCAACAAGAAAUAAUAACUUAAAAUGCUCCACCAGACAUCAAAGACCAUUAAAGGGUUAAUGUGUACUUUUUUCCUUUUUUCACUUAUACAAAACCUAGGACUUCUGUGUUUUUUUUCUGUGUGAGAAAAUAAAGAGUUGAAGAUAUUUAUUCCUUCUGGUUCUGAGCUGUUUCUCUGAACUGACUGGUUGACCUUUGACCUCCAUCACUGCUGCUGCUGCUGCUGCUGCUUGCUGGCUUCUUCCAGUCUCUCCUCCAGCCUGAAUGCAUCACCAACAACGCUUCUGCAAGCUAACGUGCUAAUAGCUUCUGCAAGCUAACGUGUGUUGGCUUGACUGCACUGGCUCUCCCAUCAGCCGCUUCACUCCUCAUUAUGGUCUGCUUACUGGGGGAGAGGAGAGGUCACCUGACAAAGGUGUCAAAACUUUUUCUCCAUCCUCUCAGUAAGUGCCUGCUUGUUGCCAUGGUAACCCCUGUCCGCCUCGCCCCGCCUCACCUCACCAGCUCACACUCUUUUCUGUGACCCUGGACCUCUGUGCCCAUUGGUUAAUCUCCUGCCUUUUCUUUCUCUUUUUACUUUCCGGCUGGAUCGCACCAUGUCCUCCUCCUCUUCCUCUUCUCCUCUCUUCCUCCUCCUCUUCCUCUUCUGCUCUCCAACUCCUUUUUGAUACUUCCUAUUCCAUAUGUUUUGUUUUUCACUUUUCAUAUUUCUGUCUUCCUCUGGAUUAUUUCAAACUGCCUUUUGAAACUUUGGUUUUUCUGCAAUGGUUUGUUCACUUCUUCCGUCCCCAUCCUCUUCAUCACAUUAUCCUCUUCUACUCCUCUUCUUUUCCUCUCAAACCUUUGUUCUGUCACUUGUGUCUUCUGCUCUCUGUUUUUCACACUUUUCUUCCUCAACUUCCUCAUUCUCUAUUGUUUUCCUCUCAACAUCAUCUUUUUCCUCUUCACCUCUUAA
Messenger RNA from Thunnus maccoyii (southern bluefin tuna), 5131 nucleotides. RefSeq names its product leucine-rich repeats and calponin homology (CH) domain containing 1 (gene lrch1). The coding region runs from base 146 to 2266 and encodes 706 amino acids. The transcript has 20 exons. The record is from RefSeq and is a predicted model, not a curated record. Gene Ontology annotation, molecular function: protein binding. NCBI's taxonomy places the organism in Eukaryota, Metazoa, Chordata, Actinopteri, Scombriformes, Scombridae.